Messenger RNA from Crotalus tigris (Tiger rattlesnake), 1086 nucleotides. It is a transcript of the gene GDF9, whose product is annotated as growth differentiation factor 9. The transcript is spliced from 2 exons. Gene Ontology annotation, molecular function: cytokine activity; growth factor activity. The record is from RefSeq and is a predicted model, not a curated record. Gene Ontology annotation, cellular component: extracellular region. Lineage: Eukaryota; Metazoa; Chordata; Lepidosauria; Squamata; Viperidae. Bases 28 to 1086 code for a protein of 352 amino acids. Gene Ontology annotation, biological process: BMP signaling pathway; SMAD protein signal transduction.
UCUCCAGAUUCUAGAGGUCUGAGAUACAUGAAGAACCUGUAUAAAAAGUUUGCUACCAAGGAAGGUGUUCUUAAGGGCAACAAAAGGCAUCUCUACAACACCGUCCGCCUUGUCACACCACAGGCUGAAUGCAAGCAUCCCUCUACUAAUAAUCUUCAUUCAGUAGACCUGUUUUUCAACUUGGAUUGGGUUACUGUCCAAGAGCACUUGCUCAAGUCAGUCUUGCUCUUCUCAUUUGAUGAGUCUGUUUCUACAGCCUCAAAUCUUACAUGUAUUUACAACGUGAUUGUUCAGGAAAGGGAUGCCUCCAGUCAAGUGUGCAUCAGUGUUCCACAUGUAUUCAACCUGCAUUUGGAACUUAGAUGCGAAUGGAUUGAGAUUGAUGUGACCACUAUUCUUCACCCUUUGAUAGUCGCCAAGAAAGGAAACAUCCAUAUGGCUGUGAAUUUCACCUGCUUGAAAAAUGAACAUUCUCCCAACUUUAAAUAUGAUUUCUUCAAUAUGUCCCAAAGAUCACUUUUUCUUCUCUUUUAUACUGUUGACACUGGUGAGCACGCUUAUCACAGACGGAAUUUUCUCCAAAUCAGAAGGAACCUUAAAUCUAAUCUGAAAAAGGGUCCUUUCACAGUUCCUGGUGAAAAGGCCAGGAAAGGCCUUAAACAGGGAAGAAGGGCACCUCGUCAUCGAAGAGAAGAAGAUGGGAAAAUGAAAAACACUCCAGUUCCAAUAUUUAACAUAAGUCAGUAUUACAACCAGUUCCCUUUUCCUCAAAAUGAAUGUGAGCUUCACAGCUUUUGGCUGGAAUUCAGUCAACUGAACUGGGACAAAUGGAUAAUUGCACCACAUAGAUACAAUCCUCACUAUUGCAAAGGUGACUGUCCAAGGGUAGUGGGCCAUCGCUAUGGUUCUCCUGUGCAUGCAGUGGUCCAGAAUAUCCUUCGUGAAAAACUGGAUCCUUCCAUCCCUGAACUUUCCUGCAUUCCGGCUGACUACAGUCCUUUGAGUGUUUUGAAGAUGGAGGCUGAUGGAUCAAUUAUAUACAAAGAAUAUCGCAAUAUGAUAGUGAAAACUUGUACAUGUCGUUAA